GCCGCGCCGGAGGAGAGCUGUGCCCGGGCCGGUGGCUGGAUCGAGGGCUCCUUCUUCUCUCUUUGUUUUCGCGUGGGGGAAGCAGGAGCCGAGGGGAGAUGCUUCCUCCCCACCUCUCCCUGUAGGAGAGAGCGUCCCCUUGGCCCAGCGCUGAGGCCCACAGCUUGCGGCCUUCCUUCCUCCCCGGCCUCUGCAGCUCCGCCAGCCACGCUCGACUGAGGCCGGCAUCCGCCUCCCGGAACCGGGAAAGCUGCGAACCGGAGCCCUGGCCGCCCUCCUCCCUUCCUUUCUCCUCCCCCACCCCCAUCCCGUUCUUUAUCUGUUUUAUUUAUCCUUCGUUAUUUUUAUUUUAUUUAUUUUUAACUUGCAAGCCUUUUUCUUUAGCCACCAGCAACUGCAGCAUUCAACGUUCCUUGGGCUAGACUUUUGUCUUAGGAUCACCUAUGAAGCCUUCCUCCAUCUCCGCCGCUAACUGGGGCCCUGAGCUUCGAGGCCAGGCUCACUUCGGUGUUGGCCCCGGGAGAAUACACCCUUAACUUCUAAAGGCCCAACCCAGUUGAUAAUAAAGACCCUGCACCCAUCCAACCCACACACCAAAUUGCGCGCACUCGGACCAGGCGUCUGUCUGUUCCUCGUCCAGGCACGGGCUGAGGGGAAGUGGGUGGGUGGGUGCGUGGAGGAUGACAACACGGAUCGCUCAGAGCUUAUUUUCCUUUCCACGCAAUUCCUUCCUCCCCAGAUCCCGCCUGCAAGCUGCCUCCAGCCCGCGGGGGUCGCCAUUGGCCCUGGAGCACACCCCCCACCCAGCCCCAAUCCACAGAGCUCGGCUUUCCCAUUCAUUAUUGAUCAUAUUUUAUAAAUCCAAAACGCCACACACAAUUUUUUCCACAUUACUGGGGAGCCGUGGGGGGGGGAGCUGUCCGGCUAUUGGCGGAGGGGCUAUCACGUGGGUCGGGGUCACGUGGUCCGGAGAGGAAAAAGGGGGUCCUUUUUGGUGUAAAUCUGGACUCUAAUUCUGUAAUAUAUCAAGGAAUCUCGUAAAACCGACACUAAAACGUCCCUGCCUACAAAUCAUCCGGCCAAAUUAUGAGUUCAUUGUAUUAUGCGAAUGCUUUAUUUUCUAAAUAUCCAGCCGCAAGUUCGGUUUUCGCUCCAGGAGCCUUCCCCGAACAAACUUCUUGUGCGUUUGCCUCCAACCCCCAGCGCCCGGGCUAUGGAGCGGGUUCGGGCGGCCCGUUCUCGGCGGCGGUGCCGGGCUUGUACCCCGGCGGGGCGGGCGUGGCGGCCCAGGGCACCGCGGGCGUCUACGCGGCCGGCUACGGGCUGGAACCGGGUUCCUUCAACAUGCACUGCGCGCCCUUUGAGCAGAACCUCUCCGGGGUGUGUCCCGGCGACCCCGCCAAGGCGGCGGGCGCCAAGGAGCAGAGGGACUCGGACUUGGCGGCCGAGAGUAACUUCCGGAUCUACCCCUGGAUGCGAAGCUCAGGUAACGCCGCGCACCGAGCCGUCCCGAGCCGUCACGUCCCGGAAGGGACUGAUCGAAAGCGUGGCCGACAGACCUACACACGCUACCAGACCCUGGAGCUGGAGAAGGAAUUUCACUACAAUCGCUACCUGACCCGGCGGCGGCGCAUCGAGAUCGCGCACGCGCUCUGCCUCACGGAAAGACAGAUCAAGAUCUGGUUCCAGAACCGGCGCAUGAAGUGGAAAAAGGAAAACAAGACCUUGGGCCCAGGGUCCACCAGUCAGGACAAAGCGGAAGCGGAGGAGGAGGAAGAAGAGUGAGGAACAGAGAAAGGGCAGAAGAGAGUGGGAGAAAUCCUGCUCUGGGAACUGAACCAGGAAACUCAAAUGGGGUGGGGGGCGCUGUAUUUAAAUAAAGCUGUUUUUUAAAAAAGGAUAGAGGAAGGUAAAAAUUUUGGUUUCUCAACACUGUAAAAAAAAAAUACUACCUAUAGGAAGUCUGCUGAGCUUGUUUUGUACAAUAUGGGAAGGGCAUUAUCUACCUGUUCUGUAGCUUUCUGGAAUUUUCUAUGUUGCUAUUGUAAGGUCUUUGUAAAAUCUUGCUGUUUUGUAAGCUCUCUUUGUGGACUGUGAAUCUGAUCAAACCCUCUGGACUGAUGUGUGGUUCCUUACCCUUACCCCACCCCCCACUUCCCAGUAGCAGCGCUGAAAGCUUUGGGGAGCCCCCAUGACCCACCGAAUAGCUCUUGUAUCUGGUGCACUUGACUGCUGCUCCUUGCUCCUACCAACCCUCGUGUUCCUCCUAAUGUGUACCUGAAGAAUGGGAAAUAAAACAGGAUUAAAAUAAA
Molecule: messenger RNA, 2312 nt
Organism: Jaculus jaculus (lesser Egyptian jerboa)
Lineage: Eukaryota; Metazoa; Chordata; Mammalia; Rodentia; Dipodidae
Gene: Hoxb7
Product: homeobox B7
Exons: 3
Coding region: 1087-1785 (232 amino acids)
Biological process (GO): regulation of transcription by RNA polymerase II; anterior/posterior pattern specification
Cellular component (GO): nucleus
Molecular function (GO): DNA-binding transcription factor activity, RNA polymerase II-specific; RNA polymerase II cis-regulatory region sequence-specific DNA binding
Source: RefSeq, a predicted model, not a curated record